AUGGGUAACGACGGCGGAUCCAUCCCCAAACGGCGCGAACUCGUUAAAGAAGCUGCAAAAGCCCUAACAACCGCACAAAUCAAAGAGGCGCAAACCGAACAACAAGAAUACGCCUGGUCCACCGACCCUCUUACCCGCAAACCGCUCGCCCGCCCCGUGGUAUCCGACGCAGCCGGCAUCCUCUACAACAAAGACUCCAUCAUCGAGUACCUCCUCAAAGACGACAGCGAUGUCGAGAAAGCCGAGAUGAAGAAGAUUGGCGGCGUCAAGGACUCCGAGCUAGGUACAUUUGGCGACAGAGUCAAGGGCCUCAAGGAUGUUGUCGAAAUCAAGUUCGAAGUCGACACCGCAGCGGAGUCUGGCGCGGGCGAAAAGUGGAAGUGUCCGAUUACAGAGGAGCGACUGGGUGCGGGAAGUAAGGCCGUGUACGUAGUACCCUGUGGCCACGCUUUCGCAGGGAGUGUUAUGAAGGAGAUAUCUGAGAAGGCGUGUUUGACUUGCAACGAACCCUACGCCGAAAACGACCUCAUACCCAUCCUUCCCACCCUACCCACCGACAUCGCGCGCCUAAACCUCCGCUUGAAAACGCUACGAGAAAAAGGUCUCACGCACGCGCUGAAAAAAGCGCCCGGUAGCAAAAAGAAGCGCAAGCACGCUACUACCGACGAACAAACUCAACUCACCACCUCUUCCGCCUCCACCAAACCCUCCUCGUCCUCCGACGAAGAUAAAAAAGCCGCCCCCAAAGACAACGGCGCUGCCACAACUAAGCCUGUGUCUACUACGACGACGAGUGACGGAAUCAAAAACAGCGCCACAGCUUCGCUAACGAGAAAAGUGCUGCAAGAGCAGGAAGAAAGGAAUAAGCGGCGCAAGAUGGCGCAGAAUGAAAACGUGAGUAGUUUGUUUAGUAAGAAGGAGCAUAAGGCUUCCGCGGGGAAUAGCGCGGAUUUUAUGACGAGGGGGUUUAGUAUUGGGAAGAAGUGA
Messenger RNA from Bipolaris oryzae ATCC 44560, 987 nucleotides. RefSeq lists its product as uncharacterized. The record is from RefSeq and is a predicted model, not a curated record. The transcript is spliced from 2 exons. Lineage: Eukaryota; Fungi; Ascomycota; Dothideomycetes; Pleosporales; Pleosporaceae. Gene Ontology annotation, biological process: site-specific DNA replication termination at RTS1 barrier; mitotic DNA replication termination. Bases 1 to 987 code for a protein of 328 amino acids. Gene Ontology annotation, cellular component: nucleus.